This is a messenger RNA of Aspergillus aculeatinus CBS 121060, 2471 nucleotides long. RefSeq names its product putative trimethyllysine dioxygenase TmlH. The transcript is spliced from 15 exons. Gene Ontology annotation, molecular function: trimethyllysine dioxygenase activity; iron ion binding. The record is from RefSeq and is a predicted model, not a curated record. Lineage: Eukaryota; Fungi; Ascomycota; Eurotiomycetes; Eurotiales; Aspergillaceae. Gene Ontology annotation, cellular component: peroxisome. The coding region runs from base 132 to 2204 and encodes 690 amino acids. Gene Ontology annotation, biological process: carnitine biosynthetic process.
CCAUUACCCAUUACCCAAGUAGCUCAACUUCGCUUUUAGAAAGAUCGCAGAGCGCACUAGAUACAGUCUUCCACCAUUCCGUCCAAAUAGCACACAUACGCACGCGAUUAUCUACAUCGUCACUAGCUGAGAUGUCUGCUCCCGGGGCUGGUCAUGAGUUUGCUCCCCAGGAAGUCUCCUGGCAGAAGCGCGAUAUUCUCCUGUUUGCUAACAGCAUUGGCUGCAAAGCUGAUGAGCUUCACUUUCUUUACGAACUACACCCCAGAUUCGCGGUCUUUCCAACCUACCCGGUUAUCCUUCCAUUUAAGCUCACCGAUCAGGAAGUGGUUGACUUCUAUGCUCGGGCAGGCGGUGCCCCUAUCCCCGGAGCCCCCAAGCUCGACUACCGCCGUGUCGUGGAUGGUCAGCGGCGAAUCAUCGCCCUGAAGCCUCUUCCAACAUCCAGCGCAGGUCGAAAAUUCGAGUUGCGCAACAAAGUCAUUGGACUUUAUGACAAGGGCAAGGCCGGGACUGUGCUGGAGACAGAACAGUCGAUUGUCGACCAGGCCACUGGAGACAUCUUCACGAAGAUCCUGAGCAGCAGCUUCUUUGUCGGACAGGGCGGCUGGGGAGGUCCAAAGGGCCCAAGCACGGUGAAUUACCCUCCUCCGGAGGGUAAAAGUCCCGACGCCACCCAUGUAAUCCAGACGACGCCCGAAACGGCUCUCUUAUAUCGUCUCAAUGGUGAUUAUAAUCCUCUCCAUGCAACUCCCGAGCCGGGUGCGAAGAUGGGUUUCGGUGGUACCAUCAUCCAUGGACUCUUCAGCUGGAACGCCGCAGCCCAUGGUGUAUUGAGAGAAAUUGGACAGAGCGACCCAAAAAACCUGAAAGAGUUCCAAGCGCGCUUUGCCUCUCCGGUAAAACCAGGCGACAAACUUACUACUGAGAUAUGGCGGAUGGGCAGGUUGGAAGGCGGCGAUGAAGAGAUUCGUUUUAUUGUGAGAAACGACCAGGCCCGGACAAAGAACAAGACAACCAAACACGACCCCGAAUCAGCUCAGCGGUUCUCAAAAAAUGUCUUCAAGAAAUUAGGACCAUUCUGGCUACGAGACAAUUGUCAGUGUGAAAGAUGCCAUCAUCCUCAAACCCGACAGCGGGAGGUAGACACUUUUGCGAUUCCUCCAGAUAUAAGAAUCAAGAAAGUCGUCUAUGCAGGGGAAUGCCUUAAACUGAAAUUUUCGGAUGGACAUACGGGGUUCUACACAUAUCCAUGGCUCAAAGCCAAUGGUACUAAAGUACCGAGCAGUGUGCUUCGAGCCGAUCAUUCAGCCAAACCCAGGCCUUAUCAUCCAUUCACGGGAACGGGGCCAUAUCCCACGGUGGUAUAUGACGAUGUUAUGCAGGAUGACAAGGGCUUGUUGCAGUGGCUUGAUAAGAUUUAUAUCUACGGGUUCUGUUUCGUCAUAGGUGUUCCUGUGACAACUCGGGACACUGAGAAGCUUCUCGAGAGAAUCGCUUUCAUCAGGCCUACACAUUAUGGGGGUUUCUGGGAUUUCACAUCUGAUAUGAGUUUCGGGGACUCUGCGUAUACAAGCCAAGGUCUCGGCGCACACACUGAUACCACAUACUUUACGGAUCCUGCGAGACUCCAAUUAUUCCACCUUUUGUCUCAUACCGACGGCACAGGGGGAGCUAGCCUGCUCGUUGAUGGGUUUCGAGCAGCCGAGACGCUGCAGAGGGAGACAAAGGGGCACUACGCCGCUUUGAUGCGCCAUAGCCAGCCUGCUCAUGCCAGUGGCAACGAGAAUGUCUGCAUACAGCCUAUACACGAAUUUCCGGUGCUCGAAGUCCACCCGCAGUUAGACCAGCUGUACCGGAUCCGUUGGAACAAUUACGACAGAGCACCGAAGACGAAUUGGGGGAUCAAAGACGUGAAGCAGUGGUACACUGCGGCGCGACACUGGAACGAGAUUAUCAGCCGCGAGAAAUUCCAGAUCUGGACACAACUCGAACCGGGAACCGCUCUAAUCUUCGAUAAUUGGAGAAUGCUCCACGGGCGUUCAGAAUUUACCGGAAAGCGGAGAAUGUGUGGUGGUUAUAUCAAUAAUGACGAUUUUCUCUCUCAAUAUCGUCUUCUCAAGUUCGGCCGAGAACACGUCCUCAACAGUCUUGGUAAUUGGCAUGGUCAACGCCUCAAAGAAGCCAACCCGAAUUUCCUGAUAUAACAGGCCUGCGAAUUCUGGUCAUGCUCAGAUACUGUACCUAGACCAUGCGUGGAUGAUGUGUUCAUAGCAAGCGAUAGUGGAUGAGCGAGGGAAAGCAUGCUCCGUUGCGGUGGCGAGUGAGAGUGCAAAGCAGUAGACGCAAUGCUUUAAGUGUGGUCAGGAGUCUCCUCUACCCACUGUGGGUGAAGCUGGCAUGUAGGGUGUGAAUCGAAAGAUAAUCGCCAUUGUAUACCACAAGUGAAGGACCAGAUACUCUACAUCAAUAGC